Hypoxylon trugodes is the source of this 436-nucleotide messenger RNA. RefSeq lists its product as uncharacterized. The transcript has 2 exons. The record is from RefSeq and is a predicted model, not a curated record. The coding region runs from base 44 to 391 and encodes 115 amino acids. Lineage: Eukaryota; Fungi; Ascomycota; Sordariomycetes; Xylariales; Hypoxylaceae.
CCUCUAUUCGCUCCGUUUGAUCCGUAUAUAGGUGUAGAGGUAUAUGUGCUUGUCCGGCUUCCUCUACGUGGGGUUUAACGGGUUGUCGUAUAGAACCGGGUUUAUGUGCGAAGUGUUUGCUUGGUCGUGGCUGGCCUUUUUUGCUGCAGGGGCCUUUGUGGGCUGCUGCCCUUGCAUCGGGCCAAGGAUUCGAGGGGAGGAGAAAGUAGGGCUGAAUUGCCCGUGGAAGAUGCUUAUUGGGUGUGGUAUUUCUUUCGAUGACCCCCUGGUUCUUGGUAGGGAGGGAAUUAGGGUGAGUGUAGUAGGGAUUAUGGUAGGUACAGCACACGCCGAUACAGUGCCUCGCGUCUUGGUACCUUUCUGGAUGGUGAAGACGUGGUUUUGGCUUUAGGGAUUGCGAGGUUCGAUUCGACCUGAAGUGACUGACAUUGGCCAC